AUGAAGACCUCUCAUACACCCAACCUCCGAAGUUUAGAGUACAAUGUCCACGGCUGCUCGAACGCAUUUAAAACACUUGAAGAGGCGGUCAGAACUCACUUCAGGGUUCCGCUGCUGCCUAAUCUGAUAGAUGCUUACAUCGAGUUGAACGGUCCAGCGGAUCAGGUCAACUCUUUGGCAGAGGCUGCUCCGGCUCUAGACAGCCUCUGGCUGAGUUCCGUUUGCGGACUUCAAUCCGGCAUGCAAUUCAACAGCGUCAGAGUCUUAAUCUUAACCCAAGUAGAUUUGAAUCCUGCCGAGCUCAAGAAACUCCUGAGCGGUUUUCCUGGCCUCAAGAAGUUUUGGUUCACAUCAAGCUACCGCCCGAUGCGAAUGGGGGGCACGUCCCAGCUGUGCCGACCCCAAGAGGUGGUAGAUGCCCUCUGCGGUCUUAACCUGGGGGUCACAGAGCUGACGCUGCACUUCAAUUCUUGGGACUGCCAUGAGCCGAGCCAGGACUCUGAUAUCCCUCUGCCUGGUCUUCUUACCUCGAUUCAGGGGCUCGACAAACUGGAGGACCUGGAUUUUGACGGGAUGUGCUUCUGGGGUAGAGGCUAUUUCUUACAUGGAUCACCGACUUAUGAUCCUAAUGGCCCAUUUUAUGAAGAUUUGGAAGCAUUGCCGGAGAGGGUAUCGGAAAUCCUGCCGGAGCUGAGAGUGCUGGAGUGUGGACUGCGACAUGGAAAGAAGAUGCCACAGGAUAAGUUGCGGUACCUGACGGAACGCUUCACGGCCCAAGGAGUCAAGUUUCAAGACUCGGCAAAUAUUCAUUCGAGCGACGAUGAGGACAGUUAG
Colletotrichum lupini is the source of this 834-nucleotide messenger RNA. RefSeq lists its product as uncharacterized. The record is from RefSeq and is a predicted model, not a curated record. Lineage: Eukaryota; Fungi; Ascomycota; Sordariomycetes; Glomerellales; Glomerellaceae. The coding region runs from base 1 to 834 and encodes 277 amino acids. The transcript is spliced from 2 exons.